CGGUCACGAGCUUUCUGCGAUGGAUCAUACUUUAUCACGGGACAAACUAUCUAUCGAUUCUGUUUAAUGGUGGAUGAUAUUGUGCCUGAUUCGCGGUUUUAUAAGACUAGAAGUUUCACAUAGAGACACAGACUCAAUGAUGUUGAUCACUGCGAUCCUCCUUCUGCUUCAACUUCAUUAUGGUUCUCCAAGCCUACGACGUGCAAAUGCGACAAACUACCGCAUUGGCCUCAAAAAUGAAACCCACGAAGAGUUCAUACAUCGAUUACUUAAGACCGGCUACAAUCCACACUUACGGCCAGGGUUGGAAAUAGAGCAAGUUGACCGUAUACUUGUUGGCGUCUACAUCAAUUCCUUCAGCGCCGUAGAUGAGAUCCAUAUGGAUUACUCCGUGAACGUGUACCUGCGCCGAGUCUGGAACGACAGUCGCCUGGCCUACUUCCCUGACUACAACGAGUCCAUGACCCUAAGUUACAUGCACAAAAACAUCUGGAGCCCGGACUUAUACUUUAUAAACGAAAAAAAGGGAUAUGUUCACACUAUAACGCAUGAGAACCGUCUCUUGAGCGUCAGUCCUUAUGGCAAGAUCACCCUGAGUGAAAAAAUGUCUAUCACCCUGACGUGUCAUAUGAAUUUGGAGUUUUAUCCACAUGAUGUCCAAGUAUGUGGCAUGUAUAUGGAGAGUUAUGGUUAUACAACGCAGGAGGUGAUGUUUGAUUGGCUACCCGGGGACAACGCCAUCCAUAAAAAUGAUGAUUUAGAGUUACCCGAGUUCACGAUAGGUGAAAUAAAAUGGGGCAAUUGUACGAAGAAUUAUUUAUUAGGAUCAUUUACGUGUCUCUACGCCAAAUUUUAUUUCAAACGGGAAAGUGGGUAUUACAUAAUACAGACCUACGUGCCUAGUAUUCUCUACGUCUUCCUCUCAUGGGUUAGUUUCUGGAUUGACUACAGAGCGGCGCCAGCGAGAAUCUCACUCGGACUCCUAACGGUGGUUGCUAUAACCACCCAGAGCGCAGGCGCGAGGUCACAACUUCCUCGAGUGUCAUAUAUCAAAGCAAUAGAUGUUUGGAUGGCGACUUGUCUGACUUUUGUGUUCGGAGCUCUGAUAGAGUUUGCCAUUGCUAAUUUCUUUGCCCGUCGAGCGGAAGCCAUUAAAAAUAGACUCGAAGAAGAAGCGAAACAGAGAUUGUUUAUGUCGGAAAAUGCUAAUUCUACGAUGGAGAUGGUUGAGACGCCUAUUGACGGGUCUGGCGAUAAUAACGAUAGGAAUACGAACCAUAAGGCCUACUACGAGGAAGACGAAGUCAGAGUCAGACUCCGGCACAGUUCGACAGGGACGAGUCUCCAAUCGCACUUCUCCCACCACGCGGCCGCCAAUAGAAAAAACGAUGCGUGUGCCGCGUUUUACGACGGCGCUGAUGCCACGGAUUUUUACUCUCGCUUUAUGUUCCCUCUCGCCUUUAUUGUAUUUAAUAUAACUUAUUGGAUCUACUACACACAGUCGACACAGAAUACGAAAUGAUAAGAAACUCACUCCACACAAACAUUCUUCUCAGUGAUGGAACCAGAGCGAGAAAACCAAGAUAGCACAGCGAAAUCAUGUGUACCAUAUCAUUCCUGUGGAAGUCCGUCAAUACAAUUUAAUACAUCUAAUCGUGAAAAUGAUUGUAUAGUUGUAUUGCCCGGGAAAGCGGUUGAGAUGGAAUGGUCAAUUAUUGGUAGAUCAUCGGUCUUCGACCCGUACUCCCGAACCCUGCAACAAAUCCGCCUCUUCCCUUUGAUUCAGGUUUAAUCCAGAGUUGGCGAGUGCGUGUGUGUGAAUUGUUGACUGCAUGAGAUGGCCUUGGGUGAUCUUGUCAAGCUGAUACCAAUGGUGAGAGGUGCAAGGGUAAGAUCAAGAAUCUCUUCUUUGGAAACAUUCGAUCAUCGUAUAUACUUAAAGAUUAUGUCCAGUCGCACAAAAUCACAUUUCGGCAUUGUUGAUUUGAAUGAAAAACUACAUUUUAUAGCUCCAUUCUCGCGGUAUUUGGUGAAACAAACAAUUUCGGUGUCAAUUCCUCAAACUAAAAACAUGAAAUUUGAUAUGAGAAGGUGCGGCCUAAUUCUUGUGUGUGAACGUGUUUGUUGUGUGUGAGUGUGCGUAUAAUCGGUGUCAAACCAAUAAUUGGUCGUGUACAGUUGUAAAGUUUUGGUAAUAAAACGUCGUAUUUCUCCAAAUGCGUGUCAUGAUUUACACUGGACUCACUUGCAAAUUCCAAGACAACAAUAUAACCCACAGGAUUCCUUAUUUGUUUGACAGAUUUCGGAGACUGUGGGCGAUAAAUGCCUGUCUGAAAGAAGAAAAAUUAACCCGUGGCCACCAUCAAGAACUACAAAACCUACGAAUCGCAGUAAAGCACCACCACCAACACUAAUACGAUGCUUGUUUACGGUAAAAGAUUGCAAAUAUCUGCUUAAGGACAGCUUUGGUGUCAUUUCUGUACCGCCUACCGCCACCUAAGCAGUAAAUGUAAAAAUUGCAAGCAUAGUUACUGAUCCACACCAGAAAUGUCACACCAUUCUCCAACAUGUAGCGUAGAUUCCAAUAUGGCUUCGUCAUGUCAUACCGAGAGCUGACCUCGGGAAUUCCAUGGA
Lineus longissimus is the source of this 2634-nucleotide messenger RNA. Its product is annotated as glycine receptor subunit alpha-4-like. Gene Ontology annotation, cellular component: neuron projection; synapse; plasma membrane. Gene Ontology annotation, biological process: signal transduction; nervous system process; regulation of membrane potential. The transcript is spliced from 10 exons. Bases 74 to 1522 code for a protein of 482 amino acids. Gene Ontology annotation, molecular function: excitatory extracellular ligand-gated monoatomic ion channel activity; transmitter-gated monoatomic ion channel activity involved in regulation of postsynaptic membrane potential; chloride channel activity. NCBI's taxonomy places the organism in Eukaryota, Metazoa, Nemertea, Pilidiophora, Heteronemertea, Lineidae. The record is from RefSeq and is a predicted model, not a curated record.